AUGGAUUUGACAGUGGGAUACAUUUCGCUGUGUGUAGUGUUUGGAAUAGUGUCAGUGAUUACUCAGGAUGUCGACCAUAAAGUUUAUAAUCUUACAAUACGCAUGCCUAAUGUGAUUUCUCCUCGGCCAGAUGCGUUAGUCUGUCAUGGGAUAAAAUUGGACCCAGAGGAAACGUAUGUAGUGAGUUAUAUUCCCCAUGCCUCGGCUGAUGUAGCUCAUCAUAUGAUGGUAUUUGGUUGUAUUUUACCAGCAAGUCAUGAACCAUCGUGGUUGUGUAACGAGAAUCAUGAAGAUUUUGAGACGGAAGUUUGUGGUAAAGGUGAAAAACAAGUAGUAUUUGCCUGGGCAUUGGACGCUCCCUCAUUUCAAUUCCCUGACGGAGUUGGACUAAGAUUAAGUGGUACUACUGGAGUAAACUAUAUUGUUAUUCAACUACAUUAUAAACAUAUAUUCCCACCUGGAAGAACAGAUAAUUCUGGUGUAACAUUACAGAUGACACGUGAAAGACAGCCGAAACAAGCUGGAUUUUAUGUGAUUGGAACUCAUGGAUAUAUUCCUCCAAAACAACGAGCGUUCACAAUGGAAACGGCGUGUAAAUAUGAAAACGAGUAUCCUAUUUAUCCCAUUGGUUAUAGAACCCAUUCCCACAAUCUGGGAGUAGUGACGUCAGGUUAUAGAAUUCGAGAUGGAACGUGGAUAGAAAUAGGUCGAAUGUCUCCCCAGUUACCAGAAACAUUUUAUAAUGUAACAAACCAUGUAGAGGUUAGACCAGGGGAUGUUCUGGCAGCACGAUGUACCAUGAACAGUGUGAAAAGAACACAUAAUACACACAUAGGUCCUACCAAUGCCGAUGAAAUGUGUAAUUUCUAUGUUUUAUAUUAUACCUACUGGAAACCAAAUCUUCAAGCACAAUUCUGUUUCCGUAAUGCCCAGGAUUUUCAUUGGAACGAUUAUUUUGAAAAUAUUCCCGAUACUGCUAGUUCAUUGGUUGGAAUCAAAGGAGUGGAUAAAGUCCGUAAAAUGUUUGAUUUACACCCACCAUUGGCACCAAGUUCCAGACUUUGGCAUGAUACAAUGUAA
This is a messenger RNA of Lottia gigantea (owl limpet), 1080 nucleotides long. RefSeq lists its product as hypothetical. Gene Ontology annotation, biological process: peptide metabolic process. Gene Ontology annotation, molecular function: copper ion binding; oxidoreductase activity, acting on paired donors, with incorporation or reduction of molecular oxygen, reduced ascorbate as one donor, and incorporation of one atom of oxygen. Lineage: Eukaryota; Metazoa; Mollusca; Gastropoda; Lottiidae. The transcript is spliced from 11 exons. Bases 1 to 1080 code for a protein of 359 amino acids. The record is from RefSeq and is a predicted model, not a curated record. Gene Ontology annotation, cellular component: membrane; extracellular region.